Molecule: messenger RNA, 4128 nt
Organism: Culex pipiens pallens (northern house mosquito)
Lineage: Eukaryota; Metazoa; Arthropoda; Insecta; Diptera; Culicidae
Exons: 1
Coding region: 1-4128 (1375 amino acids)
Biological process (GO): DNA integration
Molecular function (GO): nucleic acid binding
Source: RefSeq, a predicted model, not a curated record
AUGAGCAACAUUCCGGUCCCGUCGCCGCUGCAGCUCGGAGAGGAGCAGGAGGAGUCCUUCAGGACGUUCAAAGCGCAUUGGGGAUAUUAUGCGAUUGCCACUGAUAUUGCCAAGAAGGCCGCGGAGACACAGGUUGCCAUCCUGAUGUCCGUUCUGGGCCCAAAAGCGAUUUUGCUGCUCCAUGACCUGGGCCUGACAGAGGAGGAAAAGAAGUCGACGGCCGCCAUCUUGCAAAAGUUGGAGCUGAAGUUGACACCGCAGCGAGAGAAGCGAACGGAGCGCACCGAGUUUCGUAACAUGAAGCAGCUGCCCGAAGAAAGUUACGACGAUUUCUUGAAACGGUUGAGAAACAAAGUGAAGCACUGCGCGUUCGGAGCAGCGGAGCAGAAAGAAGAGUUGAAGGAACAAUUCGUGAAGGGAAUCCGUAACAGUGAGCUCCGGAAGCAGCUGCUGAGAGAUGAAGCUCUCUCUCUGGAACAAAUGGUGGACAAGGCCAACGCAGAGAAGAAGAUCGACGAGUUGGUGGAGGCCUACGACCAGCUCCACUGCGACCCGGGAGAGGGAGGCUCGAAGUCUGCGCUGAAAGUGACGACAACAAAACGGUUGACCAAGAACUGCUUCUUCUGUGGAAGUCUGCACGGCAGGAAGAAGGAAGAAUGUCCAGCCUGGGGCAAGAAGUGCAGAAAGUGUGGAAGAAUGAACCACUUUGAGAGUGUGUGUAAAUCUGGCCCGAAGUUCAAGAAGGCACCCAAGCUGAAGAAACGGCAAAGAAGAGGCACUGUCCGAAAGGUGGAAGAAGAAACAACUUCCAGUGAGAGCGACGAUUCGGACAUUGAAGAAUCGAAUUUUGUGGACAUCUUCAGUGUGGAGAAGAAAUCGAAAAGUCAGAUGAAGAUAGUCGUCUCGCUGGAAGUUGGGCCGGGUUACGCAACGACGCUCAAGUGUCAGGCGGACACGGGGGCUAUGGUGAACAUUAUUAGCUUGAGAGACCUCCACAAGUGCGUGAAAAAGCCGUCGAUGGCACCGACGAAAGUGAAGCUGCGCUGUUUCGGGGGGCAAGUGAUCGUGCCUGUUGGCAAAGUGGAACUUCCAGUGCGGUUGAAGCAAAAACGAGAAGUGCUUAGCUUUGUGGUGGUGAAAUCGAAGCAGAAGCCUCUGCUGUCGGCGUCGGCCUGCAUAACCUUGGGAGUGAUCAAAGUGGAGCAUGUUGGCUCAGUUGAAGUGAUGCAGAACUCGUGCGAGGCGAUCGUCAAGGAGUUUGAUGACGUGUUUGACGGAGAUGGCUGCUUCGACGGUGAGUUUAAAAUAGAAGUGGAUGAAAGCGUUCGCCCAGUGCAGCAAAAGGCGAGGCGCAUUCCGGUGGCGUACAUGGGAGAGCUGAAAAAGACUAUAAGUGACCUAGAAGUGCGCGGCAUUAUUGAACCGGUGAACAAACAUGCGGAGUGGAUCAGCAACCUAGUGUUAGUGAAGCGCGGCAGUAAGCUGCGAUUAUGUCUGGAUCCUUCGGAACUGAACUCGGCGAUCAAGCGUACCAGACACCAAAUCCCAACGGUCGAAGAAAUGUUGCCAGAUCUGCAGAACGCAAAAGUGUUCUCUGUCCUGGAUGCGAAAAACGGGUUUUGGCAUUUGAAGUUAGAUGACAGCAGCUCGGAACUGACCACGUUCUGGACACCGUUUGGAACCUACAGAUGGAUGCGGAUGCCAUUCGGCAUUUCGGCAGCCCCCGAAAUGUUCCAAAAGGAACAACAGCAGAUCAUCUGUGGCUUGAAAGGGACGCGCUGCAUCGCUGACGAUAUACUAAUAUACGGCGUAGGCGACACCAUGACAGAGGCAUUAGAGGAUCACAACAGGAAUCUGAAAGCUGCAUUGGUUCGGUUCCGAGAAAGAGGAUUGAAGAUCAACAGAUCCAAGAUGAAGCUAGCGAUGACCGAAGUGCCGUUUUUCGGACACAUUCUGACGAACACAGGUGUGAAACCGGAUCCGCAGAAAGUCAGAGCAGUUGCGGAAAUAGAGUCACCGAAAACCAAGAAGGAGCUCCACACGUUCUUGGGAUUGGCCACGUAUCUGGGAAAGUUUCUACCGUCGCUGUCAGAAAUUUGUGCUCCAUUGAGAAACUUGGUCAAGCAGGAUGUAGAUUUUGUGUGGAACGAGCAGGCAGAGAGCUCAUUCGAACAGCUGAAACAGUUGGCAGUUACGGCACCUGUUCUGCGCUACUUCGACCGGAGGGAAAAGCUGACCAUCCAGUGUGAUGCGAGCAAGGCAGGGGUCGGUUGUGUUCUACUACAAAACGGACAGCCAGUAGUUUACGGAUCAAGGACGCUGACAAAGGCCGAAAGCAAUUAUGCGUGUGUUGAGCGAGAAUGUCUGGCGAUAGUGUUUGCAUGCAAACGGUUCGAGCAAUACGUGGUGGGAAUGCCAGGUGUGAUCGUGGAGACGGAUCACAAGCCGCUCGUCGAGAUAUUCAAGAAGCCCAUACACACAGCCCCCAUCAGACUGCAGCGAAUGAUGUUGGCGUUGAAACGGUAUGUUGUAACUGUUACGUACCGGAAAGGUUCCGAAAUGCACGUGGCAGAUCUGUUGUCCAGAACGGCGAAACGAGCAUCAACCGAAGGAGUAGACAACGAGUUUGAGAUCUAUGCCAUCAAAAGCACGGAGAGCCUACUUGAAUACUUCGCGGAGAUCAACCUCGCGGAGUGCCUCAACCUGUCAGAUCGUCGUUUUCAAGAAAUUGCUGCUGAGACAAGAAAGGAUCCGGUUCUACAGAAGCUGAUGAAGGUGCUGACGGAAGGUUGGCCCGAACGGAAAGAGGACGUCGACGACGAGCUGCUUGUGUAUCGCACAAUGAAGGAUGAACUGACGGUGCAGCAAGGCGUGGUACUAAAGGCUGAUCGGGUACUCAUCCCAAAGACUUUACGCCAGACGUUCGUGAAACGUCUACAUAGAGCUCAUCAAGGAGUAGAAUACACGCUCAGAGCCGCCCGAGAGUCAAUGUUUUGGCCAGGAAUGAGUGAUCAAGUAACGAAUGCUGUUCAAAGUUGCGAAGCCUGCAUGGAGUUCAGUUCAAGCCAAUGUGCACCCCCAAUGAGCACACAUGAGAUACCCAAGUACCCAUUCCAGCGUGUGCAUUUGGACCUGUGCGAAGUGAGCAUGGAAGGUUGCAAAACUACAAUGCUGGUGACCGCUGACAGUUAUUCUGACUUCGUGGAGGUCGACAUACUGAAGAGCACGAGCACAGCAACCAUAGUAGAGUGCUGUAAGCGGAACUUCGCGAGACAUGGCGUCCCGGAAGUUGUUGUCAGCGAUAACGGGCCGCAGUUUGACAAUGCCAGUUUCAGAAAAUUUGCACAGGAUUGGGAGUUUGUACACAGCACUUCUUCACCGUAUCACCAGAGCGGAAACGGGAAAGCAGAAUCUGCUGUGAAGCAGGUCAAGCGGUUGUUCAAGAAGACUACACGGGCAGGAGAAGACUUCUGGCAAGCGUUGUUGCAGCAAAGGAAUACACCAAACAAAAUUGGAAGCAGCCCUACGCAGCGCCUUCUUGGAAGGAGCACUCGGAACAGCAUUCCGGUGGUGACAAGUAAGCUAAAACACAUUUUCCAACCAACAGAAGCGGACAAAAUUGUGGAACAUCGCAAGAAAGUGAAGAAGUGCUAUGACAGAUCAACGAAGCCGCUCCCGGAACUUCAAGUUGGAAAGGAAGUAGUGUUUCAACGACGGCCCGAUACAGACAAGCGGUGGGAGAAAGCGGUGGUGUUGGAGAAGCAUCCGGACAAGUCGGUGCAACUGAGAGCUGCAGAUGGAGCUGUGCUACGGAGAAGCGCUGUUCACGUGAAGCCUUUCGGGAGAGCUGUGAGCGCUGAAUGUAGAUUGGAGCACCGGCGGGAAACAAGUCCCGAGCAACCCAACAUCACGGAACGUGACAUAGAGUCUGGUGGAGUAUUGGAGAGGCGCUCACUCGGACAGCAGAAGCAACGUGAGGGCAACAGCCAGCCUGUUAGAACCGAGCUCGAUCCGGGAGCGCCAGCCGGACAGGAAAGUAUGGCUUCGACGUCACAAAGAGUAGCGGAUACCCAACGUCCGAAGAGGGAGAUCAAGAGACCCAAGAGGCUCGAGGAUUACGUAGUUUAA